This is a messenger RNA of Cydia amplana, 596 nucleotides long. RefSeq lists its product as uncharacterized. The record is from RefSeq and is a predicted model, not a curated record. NCBI's taxonomy places the organism in Eukaryota, Metazoa, Arthropoda, Insecta, Lepidoptera, Tortricidae. The transcript has 4 exons. Bases 97 to 585 code for a protein of 162 amino acids. Gene Ontology annotation, biological process: sleep; regulation of synaptic transmission, cholinergic; positive regulation of voltage-gated potassium channel activity.
GCGACACGCAGGCGGAGAACGGCGGACGGUCUCAGUCUUGCCCAACGUUCGCGAGAGUUCAAACGUACACAGUAACCCGUGCUCACAGUCUCGAAAAUGGCAAGAAGUGGUGUCACCGCGUUGAGUCUGGUCUGCAUGCUGGCCCUUCUGGAAUUCGGGUCAUGCUUGAGGUGCUACCAGUGUGUCUCGGAGAACACCAGGGACUGCGCGGCAGCUACGCCCCAGAAAAAUUUGAUAGUGGACUGCGCCACGCAAGACUCUGUAAACUUCAACAGGCUGUACUUAGGCGGCAUCCUGCCACGUGACAUCGACGAUGGCGUGCUCGGAGCAUCCCGCUUCUGCCACAAGAUCGUCAUGAAGAACGGCGCCGUUGUCAGGACGUGCCUCGUCGGAGACGCUCACAACCUGAACCUCAGCUGCACCCUCAUAGAGGGCGCCGCUCGCAUCUUCACCGACCCCGCCAAGCAGAUCCAGCACUGCAGCGCGUGCGACAAGGACGAGUGCAACUCCGCCGGCGCCAUCGCCGUCUCGCUCCCACUCGCCUUCCUCGGCCUAGUGCUCUCGUACUUCGUGUCCCAGCAAUAAUAAACAAAAUA